AUUUUUCCAACCGAAGUGCGUUCUGCAUGAUCAUUGAUUUACUGAACACAUUGAACAUUGGUACUGGGCAGAGAGACUUGGAUCAAGGCUCAGUCUCACCAUUGGGCGCGUCUACAGCAGACUCAUUCGCGAACUCAUUUGGACGAGUACUAUCAGGCCGGCCUCAUAGCUGAGUCCGAACCAUGCGUCUGACACCCGAUGUGGUGUCCAAAACACCUUCACAUUUGAACGCGUUGAAGGAAAGAGAAUUGGAUCUGAGAGGUCUCCAAAUACCCGUCAUUGAAAACCUUGCAUCUCAUCAAGGGACGUACGACACGCUCAACUUGACGGAUAACUCGUUGACUGUCCUGGGGAAUAUCCCGCUGUCUACACGUCUUCAGGCUUUACAUGUUGGCAGAAAUCAAAUCUCCUCCAUAUCUGUAUCUUUACCCGCCAACAUCCCCAAUCUCGUCACUCUUGUCCUGUCUGACAAUGUCAUCUCCUCUCUCGCCACUCUCGCUCCUUUAGAAUCCCUGACACACCUCCAACAUCUGUCUCUGACCGGUAAUCCGAUAACACAACAUGAGCACUACCGUUUAUUUGUCAUAUGGAAGGUCGGUCGAGGAAGCCUGCGGACAUUAGAUUUCAAACGUAUAAAAGAUUCUGAAAGAGCGGCUGCCAAGAAGCUUUUCGUUGACUCCACAACUUCCCUUCCCAAUGCCUUGGCCAAUAGACUAUCAACAUCUACAGCGGCUGUGUCGGGAUCAACGGGUCUGACAAAGGGAUCAGCGGGAGGCGCUGGAGCUGCUGGAGGAGGUCCGCUGAAAGGAGGCAAAGGAAGAUUGAUGACGCCUGAGGAGAAGAAAAAGGUGGUCGAGGCUUUGACGAGGGCAAAGACGGCGGAUCAAGUGAGGAAAUUGGAGAGAAUGUUGGCAGAGGGUUUGAUACCGGAAGGCGAGGAGGGUGUACCGGUGAAUGGAUCAUGAAGAUGCACGAGUCUUUGGACAUGGAGAGGAAAAAUGAGGU
This is a messenger RNA of Kockovaella imperatae, 1005 nucleotides long. Its product is annotated as leucine-rich repeat-domain-containing protein. NCBI's taxonomy places the organism in Eukaryota, Fungi, Basidiomycota, Tremellomycetes, Tremellales, Cuniculitremaceae. The coding region runs from base 183 to 965 and encodes 260 amino acids. The record is from RefSeq and is a predicted model, not a curated record. Gene Ontology annotation, cellular component: U2 snRNP. Gene Ontology annotation, molecular function: U2 snRNA binding; protein binding. The transcript has 7 exons. Gene Ontology annotation, biological process: mRNA splicing, via spliceosome.